GCGACCAACAGAGUUGCGCGAACGGGCGGCGAAGGCCAAGGAUGCAUCUGUCAAUAAGAUGCACGAUACUCGCGACAGGUAUUCUAGCGCGCCUAGCAAGAAUUACAACUGGGAUGCCAACCAGAAGAGACCCCCACCUCCUCCACCAGCUGCCAGUCACUCACGUAAUAACAGCAGAGACACCGCCAUGCCUGCGCCUCCUCAACGCAGCCCACCUCUUGUCCGCGGGGGUACUCGGCCCAAUCGCACACCAUCUCCGGCCUUAAACGAGCGCCCUUCGUUAUAUAAACGUGCUGAUAGCAAUGCUACGCAGGAUGGGAGAAAGAAGGUUGACUGGAAGAACCUCUCUAGGGAGGACAAGCGCAUUUUCUUUGAUUGGCUCGACGAGUUCUUUGGCAGGAAGCUUGAGAUCGAUAUUCAACCUAGAAAGAGCGAGCCAACUAAACGGAUCACCAAUACUCCUGGAACUCCGCCAACGCCUGUGAGUACGUGGUUAAUCAUCGCCUCGCCCCUUACUUACCUUUGA
Messenger RNA from Phanerochaete carnosa HHB-10118-sp, 526 nucleotides. RefSeq lists its product as uncharacterized. The transcript has a single exon. Bases 59 to 526 code for a protein of 155 amino acids. The record is from RefSeq and is a predicted model, not a curated record. Lineage: Eukaryota; Fungi; Basidiomycota; Agaricomycetes; Polyporales; Phanerochaetaceae.